UUCCGAAUAGAAAAUGGAAUGUCAGUAUAAAAAAUACAAAAAAUAUACAAAACUGAUUUUUUUUUCUAAAACCAAAAUGUUAUUUUACUUUUGGUUCCAAUUUGGCCUUAUAGAAGCUGCUUCCUCAAUUUUUGAUAAAACGAUUCCAACUGUUUCUUGUCAAAAUAAUAUCACUUGUGGAUAUGGAGUGCCACACAUUAUGUGCGUGUCUCGACCACCACAAUGUCAGCCAUUUACACCUCUCAAAUUAGGCGCUGAUGAUAUUUAUCAAUUUUUACUUGGUCAUAAUGGUUUGCGAAAUCGAGUGGCAAAGCAGUAUAAUAUAGCGAACAUGAAUAUCGUGCAUUGGAGCGAUCUAUUGCAAAUCAGAGCUGAGCGUUUUCUCAGAAGAUGUCGUGUGGAACCUGAUUCUUGUCAAAAAGUUGGUCCCCGUGAGACACAAGUGAAUCAAAAUUUUCACUUUCAUCACGGUGUUAUACAUCGCCAAUGGGCGGCCCAUUUGGUGCGCAAAUGGUACAAUGAAUUCAAUUAUCGUGAAAAAUGGGAGAAUUUUAAAGAAAAACGAAAAAGCGGUCUCAUUGGCAACUACUCGCAAAUGAUUUAUCCUUCAGUAGAACAGAUUGGUUGUAAUGCCGCAAAUCUCUCCGAUGGUACGCUCUUUGUUUGUUAUUACUGGCCACGCACGCUUAAAAAAUAUGAAGAUGGCUUUCUUUAUGGAGAGCCUUGUUCACAAUGCAAUCCACAAUUACCUGCUUGUUCACGCAUCUUUCGUGGACUAUGUGGCAUAGAUUUAGAAAUAUCCGAGGCUGUGAGCUUACUGAAAAGUGUUGAGCAACAAGUCAUACUCAACUUAGUCUUAAUAAUCUUUAUUUUGCGAUGUAUAUCAUAAUACUUACCUAUAUACUUUAUUAGUUGGUCUUCCAUCCGAUAAAAUUUUUCGAAUAUUAGACGACUGUAAUGAAAAUAUUUUUUUUGUUUGAAACUUGACUCUCGGUCCACUUUUAUACCACUAUGUAAGAAUAAACAAAACUCGUAGAGAACACAAAUA
Messenger RNA from Bactrocera oleae (olive fruit fly), 1048 nucleotides. Its product is annotated as venom allergen 5. The record is from RefSeq and is a predicted model, not a curated record. Lineage: Eukaryota; Metazoa; Arthropoda; Insecta; Diptera; Tephritidae.